AUGAGGAGAAGGGGCCAGGGGUCCUGGCUGGCUUUUCCAGACAACCAGUUGGAGGGGGCAUUCUGGGCUUACUGGGAGGACAGCUCUCGGCCGAUUGCUGUGCUGCUGUCCUUCCUCAUGGCAGUCACCUGGCCUGUGGGCCUGUACAACUGCCUCGGCAACUGCCACUGGUCGAGAACAGCGUGCGCGGCAGUUGCUAUUAUCCAGGGAGGAUGUGCUGCAGAGCACAUGGUGUUGCAGUGGCUGCUUUCAACCCGGUGGCGGUUUUUACGGUUGCGGGAGAAGACCAAAGCGUGGUUUUUGCUUGGGGACAUCGUCGCCUGCAUGUUCAUCAUGAUGCUUGUCAGGGACAUGGAUGAAGUUCCUGGGGCAACGCAUGCGGCGGCCUACAUGGUGCACGGCUGGCAGAUAUUCUUCAUCCAGCCGAGCGUUACAACCAGCUUCCAUCUGCACCUCCUCAACGCCCUGGGAUAUGCCAUGGUGGAGGUUCAUCUGGGGGUGAACAUGGGGGGAUCUCAUUUGCUGCGAGGGGGACUGCGGCGCUUGAUCAGGCUGGCGGUGCUCUUUGCAGUCCUGCCCUUCAUGGCCAGCGCUGCAUGCGAGCUUAUGCUGCGGCGCCGGUUCCUGCAGAAGCACAGCCCGGCUGCGCGCCACGCCUCCGGCCGGAGCACUCGAUAG
Molecule: messenger RNA, 678 nt
Organism: Coccomyxa subellipsoidea C-169
Lineage: Eukaryota; Viridiplantae; Chlorophyta; Trebouxiophyceae; Coccomyxaceae
Exons: 4
Coding region: 1-678 (225 amino acids)
Source: RefSeq, a predicted model, not a curated record